Maniola jurtina (meadow brown) is the source of this 1693-nucleotide messenger RNA. RefSeq names its product putative fatty acyl-CoA reductase CG8306. The record is from RefSeq and is a predicted model, not a curated record. Gene Ontology annotation, molecular function: alcohol-forming very long-chain fatty acyl-CoA reductase (NADP+) activity. Gene Ontology annotation, cellular component: peroxisome. Lineage: Eukaryota; Metazoa; Arthropoda; Insecta; Lepidoptera; Nymphalidae. The transcript has 12 exons. The coding region runs from base 108 to 1640 and encodes 510 amino acids. Gene Ontology annotation, biological process: long-chain fatty-acyl-CoA metabolic process.
UUGAGCUCGCGUGCACCCGAGUCGCGAACGUGUAUACAGUACCUUAGCGUAACGUGGAUUUCCUCUAACACGAAUUCGAGUGAUAAUCUUUCAAAGGAUAUAUCAAAAUGACGGAACAAUCGCAAGUACGUGCGUUCUACGCUAAUAAAAACUUCUUCAUAACCGGUGGCACAGGAUUCGUGGGGUUGUGCCUUAUCGAGAAGAUCCUGCGAAGUAUACCGGAUGUGGGGAACUUGUACUUGCUGAUGAGACCCAAGAAAGGGAAACAGAUUUCCGACAGGCUUGAAGAGUUCCCAAGCAAUCCCGUCUUCGAAAAGCUUCUAGAAACCCAAUCAAAAGACAUCUUCAAGAAGCUGAUACCGAUAUCUGGUGAUGUAGGAUCUGAAGACCUUGGCUUGAGUGCUGAAGACAGACAGGUUUUGGUAGACAAUGUCAAUGUGGUGAUACAUUCUGCAGCCACUUUGGACUUUGAGGAGAACCUGAGGCCUACUGUGAAAAUUAAUGUUUUGGGUACAAGACGGGUUAUGGAGUUAUGUAAACAGAUUAAAGAUUUGAAGGUUAUGGUCCACGUGUCUUCAGCCUAUGUGAACUCAUAUUUGACCGAGGCUCACGAGAAGGUAUACGAAGCGCCGGCGGAGGUGGAGAGCGUCAUCAACAUGGCGCAAAAACUGACUGACCAGGCUCUGAACGAUAUUGAGAGGACGCUCCUAAAGACUCAUCCCAACACAUACACAUUCACCAAGCACCUUGCAGAGCAUGAAGUGAAGAAUUGCGCCGAUUUGUUCCCUUGCACCAUCGUCAGACCUACUAUGAUCGUAGCGUCGUGGAAAGAACCCGUACCGGGCUGGACUUGUUCCAAAGUUGGACCUCAAGGAUUCUUGAUGGGAGCUGCUAAAGGCGUGGUCCGUCGCUUGCCGCUCGCUAAGGACAACAUCGCGGACUACAUACCCGUGGACGUGGUCGUCAACCAGUUACUGGUCGCUGGUUGGAACGCUGCCACGGAAAAAUCCGGUCUAACGGUGUACCACUGUUCUUCGUCAACGCAAAAGCCCUUCCGUUGGUCGAUGUUAGAGCAAGUGGUCAACAAUAUGUUGCACAACUACCCUCUGAAGAGUGCUGUUUGGUAUCCACACUUGGACUUCGUAUCAUCUCUAUGGCUGUUCCGCGUGUCGGCCAUAUUUGUCCACUUCUUCCCUGCCAUUUUGUUAGACAUGCUGCUAAGGGUCACUGGCGGUAAACCCAUCCUGUUCCGCCUGCACAAAAACGUAUGGAACUCCCUGAGCCGGUUAGAGACCUUCAUAUUCACGGAGUGGAGGUUCUACAACGAGAACACGCGGGAACUAGCAGAGAAACUGAACAAAACCGACUCUGAAACCUUCUACAUCAAUAUAUCCAAUAUUAUGUGGGAAGAAUACUUCGUGAAUCUACACUUGGGUGUGAGGAAGUAUUUGAAUAAGGAGAGUGAGAAGAAUCUGCCCGCUGCCAGAAGUAAACAGACUGUCCUCCUAGCGAUGCACAUAAUCUGGCAGGCGCUGGUGAUAGCGCUGCUGUGGUACAUCCUCGCGAGCUGCCUCGGCGUCAGCAUGGUGCAGGCCGCGUGGGCGCCGCCCGUCAUUUACUUCUUGUACAGCUUUUUAUAAUAACACCUUUAAACGAACAAUUAGAAAAGUCGUGGUUUCAUAGGAAACCCGGC